Messenger RNA from Sphaerodactylus townsendi, 4383 nucleotides. RefSeq names its product zinc finger protein 420-like. The record is from RefSeq and is a predicted model, not a curated record. Lineage: Eukaryota; Metazoa; Chordata; Lepidosauria; Squamata; Sphaerodactylidae. Gene Ontology annotation, biological process: regulation of DNA-templated transcription.
GGAUUGAUGUUCUGUAUAAUCUGUUUUAUUAAAAAGAACACAUUUAAAGUUUGUUUACUGUUAUUUUCAUAAACAUAGGUGUCACAAGUUGGGAGCACACUGUCAAAGAUUGAACUCCCUCAGUUCUUUAAUUAAAAAAAUAAUUCUUUGAUAUCCCUCUUUGAAUUAAACAGAAGUUACUCUUGGCCUUAGGGCUGGGGGACUGGACAUGGUGGAAAACAAUUGAUCAUGCUAGAAAAGCCCUUCAAAGUAACCAUAGGCAUGCUUGUACCAUCUUUAAAGAGGCAGAGAGAUUUGCUUUUUCUGGACAAACAAACAGGCAUAUCUUUAAAAGGUAUGAACCUCUCUUUACAUCCAACGGAGUAAAGGCAUGUUUUCACAGUUGGAGGUGAUCCAAUAGAAGGGGAAGGAGAUGGAACAGAAGGACCCAGAAGGUCCUGGACUUGGCAAAGGAUCAAGCAAAAGCCCCCAUCUCAUCCAAGCUGGGAGUAGUGUUAAAUUCUGGGAGAAAGAUGCGCCAGAGAUCUGGGAUCAGGAGUCCCUGAACUCAGAAAUACUUUUUCAACCCUUCCAGCAGUUCUGCUACUAUGACGCUGAUGGACCCCGAGAGGUCUGCAGCCAGCUCUAUGGACUUUGCAAUGACUGGCUGAAGCCUGAGAGGCACUCCAAGAAGCAGAUCCUGGACCUGGUGAUCCUUGAGCAGUUUCUGACCAUCCUGCCCCAAGAAAUGCAGUGCUGGGUCAGAGGAUGCGGCCCGGAGACCAGUUCCCAGGCGGUGGCCCUGGCCGAAGGUUUUCUCCUGAGUCAGGUUGAGGAGAAGAGGCAGGCAGAACAGGUGAGGGCUUUUCAGGUGUGGGGUCCGUCUGUGAAGAUGGAAGCUAAGUUUUCUGAGACAGAAAGAGCUUUGGUGGAGGAUGGACAGCACGCUCAAGAUGCCCUCUCAGGUGGCAGUGAAGUGACAGUGUUGAUCCGAUUUCUUUAUGGAGGUGUGGAAACAACAGCUGCAUCUCCAGUCCAGUCUCCAGUUUCCUUUGAGGAGGUGGCUGUGUAUUUCACGGUGGCAGAGUGGGCCCUGCUGGAUCUGGACCAAAGAGAUCUCUUCAGGGAAGUCAUGCAGGAGAACUACAGGAGUGUGGCCUCUCUAGGAGCCAAUAAUGCAAGAGAGACUAUGAUGGAAACAGACGAAGGCCUUACAACCGAAGAAAAGCUAGAGAGUUUCCCAAGUGGAUCCCAAGAGAGUAUUUCCGUCACAGAUGAUCUGGCUGCAACAGAGGAUCAGCAGUGGAAUGAAUUGGAUGAGGAGGUGCAUCAGCUAUCGCCAGAUGAAAUGAAGAAUAAAAAUUUGGAAGGCAACUUCAGGAAUCACAGCACACCGAACAGGAAAAAAGGAAGUUACAUUGAGAAGAGGGAUAAUCCCAUUCCUGGCCAAGAGCAGGAUUUCCAUGAAGUAAACCACAUGGAGGAAGUAUAUAAGUGCUUGGAGUGUGGAAUGACCUUCUCAGAUCAAAUCCAACAUGAUAUCCAUUUGCAAACACACAGUGACAAGAAGUGCAGAGAGAGCUUCCUUUGCAGACCAGAGCUCAUAAGGUAUCAAAGAACACAUACAAAAGAGAAACAUAAUAGCUGCUCUGACUGUGGCAAGACUUUCUCACAAAAAUCAGACCUUCUUGAUCAACAAAGAAUUCAUUCAGGAGAAAAGCCUUUAACUUGCUUAGACAGUAGAAAUGGAUCUCUGCCAUUGCAGAAGAAAGGGUAACGUAUGUAUUCAAGCACGUAUAGUGAAGGCACACAAAUGCUUUCGUUGUGGAAAGUACUUCAAACACAGAUCACAGCCCUUGUGCACCAAUUUAGAACCCACAAAGGGGAGAAACCUUUUGAAUGCUUAGAGUGUGGAAAGAAAUUUAAUCACGGUAGCAAACUUCAACAGCAUCAAAGAACCCACACGGGGGAAACUCCUUUGAAAUGCUUCCGCUGUAGAAAGAAAUUCAGUCAAAGCUGUCAUCUUCAAAUGCAUCAAAGAACCCACACAGGGGAGAAACCUUUUCCAUGCGCAGAGUGUGAAAAAAGGUUCAGUCAAAGUAGCCAACUUCAACAGCAUCAAAGAACCCACACAGGGGAGAAACCUUUUGAGUGUUCCAAGUGUGGAAAGAGAUUCAGUCACAGUAGUAGUCUUCAAAAGCAUCAAAGAACCCACACAGAGGAGAAACCUUUUGAAUGCUCAGAAUGUGGGAAGAGAUUUUGCCAAAGGAGCAAUCUUCAUGCACAUAAUAGAACCCAUACGAGGGAGAAACGUUUUGAAUGCUCGGAGUGUAAAAAGAGAUUCAGUCACCGUAGCAAUCUUCAACAGCAUCAAAGAAUCCACACAGGGGAGAAACCCUUUGAAUGCUCAGAGUGUGGAAACAGAUUCAGUCACAGUAGCAAUCUUCAACAGCAUCAAAGAAUCCACACAGGGGAGAAACCCUUUGAAUGCUCAGAGUGUGGAAACAGAUUCUGUCAAAGUGGCCACCUUAAUGUACACAAAAGAACCCAUACAGGGGAGAAACAUUUUGAAUGCUUAGAGUGUGGAAAGAGUUUCAGUCACAGUAGCAGUCUUCAUCAACAUAUGAGAACCCACACAGGAGAGAGACCUUUUGAAUGCUCAGAAUGUGGAAAGAGAUUCUGUCACAGUAGCAGUCUCCAACAGCAUCAAAGAACCCACACAGGGGAAAAACCUUUUGAAUGCUCAGAGUGUGGGAAGAGAUUCUGUCAAAGGGGCCAGCUUCAUGCACAUAAAAGGACCCACACUGGGGAGAAACCUUUUGAAUGCUCUGAGUGUGGAAAGAGAUUCUGUCAUAGGGGCCAUCUUCGACAGCAUAAAAGAACCCACACAGGGGAGAAACCUUUUGAAUGCUCAGAAUGUGGAAAAAGAUUCAGUCACAGUAGCAGUCUUCAACAACAUCAAAGAACCCACACAGGGGAGAAACCUUUUGAAUGCUCAGAGUGUGGAAAGCGAUUCUGUCAAAGGGGCCAUCUUCAUGCACAUAAAAGGACCCACACCGGGGAGAAACCUUUUGAAUGCUCAGAGUGUGGAAAGAGAUUCUGUCAUAGGGAACAUCUUCAUGUACAUCAAAGAACCCAUACGGGUGAAAAACGUUUUGAAUGCUCAGUGUGUGGAAAGAGAUUUCGUCACAGUGGUAAUCUUCACACACAUCAAAGGACCCACACAGGGGAGAAACCUUUUGGAUGCUCAGAGUGUGGAAAGAGAUUCAGUCAGAGUAGCCAUCUUACACAGCAUUUAAGGACCCACAAAUAGGAUAAACCUUUGGAUAAACAUUAACACUUACAUACAGAAAUGGGCCUCUGUUCUGAGACGCCCCUUCCCAGAAAGCGUGUUACCAGGAGAAUUCUCCAGUUACAGCCUUCUACGUUCUAUACAGAGUCAGCUAAAAUUAUGGAUAAAUUUAAGAAAAAAUGGUUAACAAUGUGUUACAAAAGUCAGUACAGAAUAUUUAAGUUAAAAAAUGUACCUAACAUUCCUCUCCCAGUUUUUUUAAGUUUAUACUACACAUAGUGGUGAGUUGUUAGCCACAGUUCAAAAUCACAGCUUCAUAAACUAUUGCAGAACUGGAACUGAAGAGGAGUUGUUGUUUUUUAUUCCACCAUUUCUUUCACUGGUAAUCAGCUAAUUCCACCAGGUAGACAGUCAGAUUCACUAGCAACCUCCUUUACAAAGCCCUUAAGAUAGCCUCAAGAUUGUAGAUUUUGAGUCGAUGAGUAGGAAAGUGGCUUGCAAUAUCUGACCAUCUUCUAUCUGCUGUUCCUGGAAUUACAUUCUUCCACUGUCCUGUCUGACAGGAGCCCUGGGCAGCCUUAUAUGCUAUCAGACCAGCACCUGAAUGUCAUUUGGUCCCUGCUAGGUCAUUUCUCCCACCUGUAGCCAUAAAUCUCCUGGGCUGAUGUCAAGCCAACAUCUCCCUGCUGCUUCUGUAGUCUCAAUCAUUUUUUCCUUCCUCCACAGAGGUCUCUGACCCACUCUGAGUUUUGAGAAGCCACUGCAUGCUUGAGUUCCUGGGUACCAUUCUCUGCUGAAGCCCCAUUCCACAGAGUCUGGCCCCUCAACUAUCACCUUCUGGCUGCCUUAUGAUAGACUAAUGUUCCACCAACCACUUGGUUACCCAAGUAUUCCAUCUAAUCAAAAAACAGACAAACCACACUAUUAAAUUCACAGGGAUACACUGUACCCUAGUUUACUCAUGCACAAGCUUUGUAUCACCAUGUCAGGAAAUCUGAGACCCAUGCCAUCAAAUGUCAGGGUUACCAAGGCCUGAGUGCAUGAAUAAAGCAAAGAUUUAUUAAGACACUUGAAAAAAAAGAACAGGAAUAAGAUAAAGCAAGUCCAGUCUC